This is a messenger RNA of Papilio polytes (common Mormon), 2471 nucleotides long. RefSeq names its product FK506-binding protein 5 (gene nis). The record is from RefSeq and is a predicted model, not a curated record. The coding region runs from base 119 to 2344 and encodes 741 amino acids. NCBI's taxonomy places the organism in Eukaryota, Metazoa, Arthropoda, Insecta, Lepidoptera, Papilionidae. The transcript is spliced from 23 exons.
ACGUUUGUCAAAAAAUAUGUCUUGUUAUUUUUAAAAUAUUUAUCAAAUAUACUCAAUUCACGAUCAGAAGUGAAUGUAAUUUUAUUUUAUCGAUAUCGACGAUAAAUAAAAAGACAAUAUGACAGCGACAGCCUCGUCUAGUCAAGAGCAAGCCGUCGUGCUCAACCUCGGAGCAAUGAUCGACCUGGCAAUCGGCACGCCAGAGGUAGGUGUCGUGGACUUCGGAAUGCUACAAAUAGUGUUACACUGCUUGGCACAAGAGAUACGUAUGGGAGAGAAGCACAUCGAACUGAGAGGAGACUCGGAUAUGCUGCCAGUGGGAAGGGACUAUGUGCGCACGGUUUACAUAACAGAAUUCGCCGUGGACACUGCAGGGAACAAGACACAAGAGAUUGAUCCUCAUGCAGCUCCAUCGCCUCAGGGACCAAAACCUGAAAGUAUUUUCUUAGUGGAACGCAUGAAAAAGUCGGAAGUUGGGGAUCGAUCUAAGAAGGUGGAACAAGCACAGGUGGUCGCACCGUCAUUAUCGCGCAAAGUAAAGCCCGAGGAGCCGCCAAAGCCCCCUGCUCAGGAACCGCCCCCGCCAGAGCCGGCCCAGCCAAAGCCGGCUCCGCCAGAGCCGGCUCCGCCAGCGCCGGCCCCGCAAGUGCCGGCCCCGCCAGAACCGCCUGCUCCAGUCCGCAGCAAGCCUGCCUCCACGGAGCGCCUCUCACUUGUCACCCUCAGCAAGUUCAACGUACUCGAAAAUACAGUAGAAGAUCUUAAAAAUAGAGUCUACGGCAGCAUGCCGAAGAACGAAGAAAUCUUAGAAGAAGUUCGAUCUCAAACAAAUCUCAAAGCCAUUACGGAUAUGUGGACUUCAUUGAACGUGUCCUCGCGGCUCGAGGCGACCGAGGCUGGUAUCGCAAAGCUUAGCUCUCUGCGUGCAAUGAUUCAGCAAGUAAAAACUGAUCUUGAUAAUAUGGCCAAAGAGUUUGUUGAAGCGAUGGCAGAUUUAAGACCGGAGCAUCCUGUAACAAUGCCGCCGUCCUUGCCAGUAUUGCCGCCGGCACCCAUAGAAGUGGAACCACCACCAGUCGUUCAAGAUAUGGGGAUCCCGCUUGCUGAUCUCUUGAACAAAGUAUGUACAGUGGAGGCAAAGUUGAAGGAAUGCUGUGACUCAGUCAAGAAACAAGAAGGAAUCAUUAGCGAUCACAUAAAUUCGUUCCAAGAUCAAAUAGAACAUCUAUCGAGACAAGUUGCAGGGAUGCAGGACAUGGCUGGCAGUAAGGGCCCAGUGGAAAAUAUGCCUGACUUGCAAGGUUUAAUGAAGUUGUACCAGACCGUGCAAGACAUGAAGGAGGAACUGAAGCUCGUGCAUGAGACCGCGCUGCACUUGGCCUCAGAAAAAGAGGACCGGCAGGAUCGUAUUAACGCAAUAAUCGAACAAAUAGAAGUACUGAAGACGAUAAAGUUGGACCGCGACGAUAUGACGGAGGCGAUGGCGGAGAAGGCGGACGUGCGGCUGCUCGCGCGCAAGGUGUCGCAUGACCAGUUCGAACUCGCCUGUGAUGAUCUCUCCAGAGGUUUAGACCACGCGCUUGGAAAACUCAAUAUGCAGGAAGCGCUGUGGCAACAAGCUCUCGACGACAUACAACGUGAAAUAGAAAUGAAACUGGACAAAAUGGAGCUGUCACCUGUGAAGGAGUUCUUCAAUACAAAACUCAAGCAGCUGCAAGAUAACUUGAAGCAGAUCGCGUCGUUACGACGAUCCGUAGAAGCGGCUGGUGCUAAGAAAAAACUGAUGAGAGAUUUGAAUUGCAUAUCGUGUGACGCUAAGGUAGUGAUGCCAAUGGAGGGUGAAUCUAGUAUACCAAUGUCUAGACCUUUACCCGCUAACCUCUCUAUGAAACCUUACCUUAGUUAUGAAUUAGAUGCUAUACGCAAGGCUCAAGCUAGUAAUCUACAGCAGCGCAACCUCCACGACUGGGAACAGAUUGAUAAACAAGCGCAUACACCCAAGGCGUCGCAAAAAGUGCGGUCUGAUGUGGACAAACACACUUGUAACCGCUACUGCGGCGGCUCGCACACGACCACGACAGCAGCGCAGCGCGUGGCUCGAGUCGGUCACUUCGUGAAACAAUGGGGGCCCGAUGUAUUACCCCUCUCCUCUACCGUGGGCCCGGGAGAUGACGGCAGGAUGUACAAAAUGAGCGGGCCUGAAUCCGCUGCAGGUGGUACUGCGGAUUCUACUUGUACACCAAAGAUCGCGAAGAAAGGCGAUGCAAAGGUGCCCGAAAAACGACCCGUCUUUAUAAGCGGGGAGUGUCGAUGCCUGGAAGAAGGAGGAGGUACAAAUAAAUAGAUCGUAUGACGAAGACUUAAAAGUAAAGCAAAUUGCGUUCUUUGCCACUUUUUAGCUUUAUUAACUAUAUUUUUUCAUAAAAAAAUUAUUGUAAUAUAAAUAAAACAAUAUAUUAUUUUUCCUUUGA